CUGGGUGGUUAUUCGAGUCGAUUCGAUCCGAUUCGAGUCGAUUCGAGUCGAUUCGAGCCGAUUCGAGCCGAUUCGAGUCGAUUCGAGCCGAUUCGAGCCGAUUCGAAUCGAUUCGAAUCGAUGAAAAAUUGGGGUUUUCGCCUUCACAGUUACUUCUGGGUGGUUAUUCGAGUCGAUUCGAGUCGAUUCGAGUCGAUUCGAGUCGAUUCGAGCCGAUUCGAGUCGAUUCGAGUCGAUUCGAGUCGAUUCGAGCCGAUUCGAAUCGAUUCGAAUCGAUUCGAAUCGAUGAAAAAUUGGGGUUUUCGCCUUCACAGUUACUUCUGGGUGGUUAUUCGAGUCGAUUCGAUCCGAUUCGAGUCGAUUCGAGUCGAUUCGAGCCGAUUCGAGCCGAUUCGAGUCGAUUCGAGCCGAUUCGAUCCGAUUCGAGUCGAUUCGAAUCGAUUCGAGUCGAUCGAUUCGAAUCGAUUCGAAUCGAUUCGAAUCGAUGAAAAAUUGGGGUUUUCGCCUUCACAGUUACUUCUGGGUGGUUAUUCGAGUCGAUUCGAUCCGAUUCGAGUCGAUUCGAGUCGAUUCGAGCCGAUUCGAGCCGAUUCGAGUCGAUUCGAGCCGAUUCGAAUCGAUUCGAAUCGAUUCGAAUCGAUGAAAAAUUGGGGUUUUCGCCUUCACAGUUACUUCUGGGUGGUUAUUCGAGUCGAUUCGAUCCGAUUCGAGUCGAUUCGAGUCGAUUCGAGCCGAUUCGAGCCGAUUCGAGUCGAUUCGAGCCGAUUCGAGCCGAUUCGAAUCGAUUCGAAUCGAUUCGAAUCGAUUCGAAUCGAUUCGAAUCGAUGA
Caenorhabditis angaria is the source of this 828-nucleotide messenger RNA. The record is from the annotation of a GenBank genome assembly. Lineage: Eukaryota; Metazoa; Nematoda; Chromadorea; Rhabditida; Rhabditidae.